Molecule: messenger RNA, 1891 nt
Organism: Ctenopharyngodon idella (grass carp)
Lineage: Eukaryota; Metazoa; Chordata; Actinopteri; Cypriniformes; Xenocyprididae
Gene: septin10
Product: septin 10
Exons: 10
Coding region: 112-1401 (429 amino acids)
Biological process (GO): cytoskeleton-dependent cytokinesis
Cellular component (GO): septin ring; cell division site; microtubule cytoskeleton
Molecular function (GO): GTPase activity; molecular adaptor activity; GTP binding
Source: RefSeq, a predicted model, not a curated record
CAGUGGUGUGUCAGCUGGAAUUAUUGGACGAGGCGGGUCACAGCAACUUUUGACUUUCAUCCGAAAGAGAACCGACAUUUCUCCAAAUUUUCGCUAUUUUCCUGCGCGCAAAUGGCAUCCUCUGACGUGGUUCGACAGAUGGACAAGAACGCUCGUCCGCUGGCUCUAUCAGGCCAUGUUGGUUUUGACAGUCUGCCAGAUCAACUGGUGAACAAGUCCACGAGUCAGGGAUUCUGCUUCAACAUCCUCUGCAUUGGUGAAACUGGGAUUGGCAAAUCAACAUUGAUGGACACGCUUUUCAACACCAAUUUUGAGAAUUUCGAGUCUUCUCAUUUUGAACCGAAGGUGAAGUUGCGAGCGCAGACGUACGAUCUCCAGGAGAGUAAUGUUCGUCUGAAGCUCACUGUGGUUAAUACCGUCGGCUUUGGCGAUCAGAUGAACAAGCAGGAGAGUUACCAGCACAUAGUGGAUUACAUUGACACGCAGUUUGAGUCGUACUUACAAGAGGAGCUGAAGAUCAAGCGCUCUCUUCAUAACUACCACGACUCCAGGAUCCACGCCUGUCUGUAUUUCAUCGCUCCUUCUGGACACUCGCUCAAAUCCUUAGAUCUGGUCACUAUGAAGAAGCUGGACAGUAAGGUCAACAUCAUUCCCGUCAUCGCUAAAGCCGACACCAUCUCCAAGAGCGAGUUACACAAAUUCAAGAUCAAGAUCAUGAGUGAGCUAGUCAGCAACGGCGUGCAGAUCUACCAGUUCCCGAUUGACGAUGAAACGGUGGCGAAGAUCAACACAGCAAUGAAUGGUCAUCUUCCGUUUGCUGUUGUUGGCAGUACGGAGGAGGUGAACAUCGGAAACAAAAUGGUCAAGGCAAGGCAGUAUCCCUGGGGAGUCGUGCAGGUGGAGAACGAGAACCACUGUGACUUCGUGAAGCUGCGCGAGAUGUUGAUCUGCGUGAACAUGGAGGAUCUGCGGGAACAGACGCACACGCGCCACUACGAGCUCUACAGGCGCUGCAAGCUGGAGGAGAUGGGCUUCAAAGACACCGACCCAGAAUGCAAACCUGUCAGUCUUCAGCAGACGUACGAGGCGAAGCGGCAGGAGUUUCUGGGCGAGCUGCAGAGACGAGAGGAGGAAAUGCGACAGACGUUCGUCCAGAGAGUCAAAGAGAAAGAGGCCGAGCUGAAAGACGCCGAGAGAGAAUUGCAGGGGAAGUUCGAGCAGCUGAAGCGACUGCAUGCGGAUGAGAAGAGCAAGCUGGAGGAGAAGCGCAGGAGUCUGGAGGAGGAGAUGAGCGCCUUCAACAAACGCAAAGCCGCCACAGAGCUCCUGCAGGCGCAGUCCUUCAACGCCAGCACCAACAACAAGAAGGACAAAGAUCGCAAGAACUCUGGAUUCAUGUGAAGAUGCAGACGUGACCAGACACGGACUGUUACCAUCCUAAACGGCAUGUUUACGCACAUCAGUGUUUUACAAUGUUAGAAAUGUACAGUUAGUGAUGUAGCAGAUGGAAAUACUGACACUCACCAGCAUAUCGGUACUGUAUCACAGAUAUUCUCACAGCACACGUCUGUCUUCACAACCUCACUUCGGUGCCUACAAAAAAAGGAAAUAAUUUCUUAUGAGCACAAUGCAGAUGGUUUAUCACAGAAUAUGCUCUUUUGAGAAAAUGUUAAUCGACUAUUUUUACUGGUAAGCGUUUACUGGACUUGUGUUUUUAUGAUUGGGGAGGGCUAAAAACAUUAAUCAGAAAUACUAUAGUAAAUUUACCAUAAAUGUUUACCUUAUUGCAUUUAUUUUCCACAUUUUAUACUCGUAUGUUACAUGUAUUUAAACAGUGUUAUUUUUGGGUGAUGUUUUAACCAAAUAAACUUGUAUUUUUCAGCAAAUUGGA